AUGUCGAAAAAAUAUAUGGCCAAGGAUGCAGUUCGCUCAAUAAAAAAUUAUACAAAAGGAUAUUCGGAAACACAAUCGAAAGUACGAAAAGCCACUUCAAAUAAUCCAUGGGGACCUAGUGGUAGCGCAAUGUAUGAAAUUGCCCAAGCUACCUAUAAUCCGUUAAAUGACCAUGGUAAAAAUUGGAGGCAUGUAUUUAAAGCUCUUACGCUUUUACAUUAUUGUCUUAAUGAGGGUUCUCCUGAGGUCGUUACAUAUGCAAAGGAAAAUAUAUACAUAGUAAAAACAUUACAAGAGUUUCAAUAUAUUGAUGAACACUCAAAAGAUCAAGGACUUGUCGUUCGACAAAAAGCAAAAGAGAUUACUAAUUUAUUACAAGAUGAAGACCGUUUAAAUUCCGAAAGGCGUCAACGAACUGAUAUGAGAAAUCGAAUGACAGGAGGUCGUAAUGAAGUAUAUGGAGGGUCUAUUGAUCGAAGUUUAUCUAGCACUCCCACAUAUGAGAAUUCUAGUUAUUAUGAUGACGAAGAAGCGGAAAUGAGAAGAGCCAUGGAAGAAAGUUUGAAGACCGCUGAAAGUGAAAGGAAAGAUAGUAACGAAGAUGAUGCAGAAUUUCAGAAGGCAUUAAAGUUGAGUAAGGAAGAAGAGGAAAGAAGGCAAGCUGAAUUAGCAAGACAAACUGAAAUUUCAUUAUUUGAUCAGGGGUUACAAUCACAACAAAAUAACUUUACAACGCCUUCGUUUUCAUCGGGUCAUUUAUCAACAUUUGGAAAUAAUUACAUAUCUAAUUUAAGUUCACCAGAUUUAUCUUCACCCGGACCACAUGAUGAAAAACAUGCAAAAUUGGCUAGUCUUAUUGGUAACCGGGGAGAUGGUAUGGAUACCUUUGGUAAUAUAGGCAAUCUUCGUGUUCCAACUGGAACUGGUUUUGCAAAUAGUGGUAACUUAGCUAAUCAGUCUUCUCAGUCUCUGCGACGAUCAAAUUCAGCGGGUAAUCUUUCUGGCAUAACAAAUAAUGCCAAUCCUUUUCUUGCUGACACAAGUUCUGCAAAUAAUGCUGGCAGUGGAGCUUAUAACACUUUUCCUAGUUCUUUUACCAAUCAAUCAACUACAACUAAAGAUGAUUUAUUUAGUACAUUUGGUACAACUAAUUCACUCAGAGGUUUUGUUAGUAGUCAACCAAGCAAAAAUCCAUUUCAGACAUUAAAUGAUACAAGCAUUUUAAAUCCCAAUAAACCAAAGACUCUUAAUGAUCUACGAGAAAGUCAAUUUAAUCAACAAUCUCAACAACAAACAUUAAAUGCAUACAGAGUACCAAAUCAACCAGGAUUUUGGUCAUGA
Messenger RNA from Diversispora eburnea, 1341 nucleotides. NCBI's taxonomy places the organism in Eukaryota, Fungi, Glomeromycota, Glomeromycetes, Diversisporales, Diversisporaceae. The record is from the annotation of a GenBank genome assembly.